AUGCUUCUUAUUUCUCGAAUCAAAUUACCGCUUUUCGGAAAGAGCUCUUGUAGAGCAAAGCCCAAGCCCAACAAGCGCCUUAGAAGAAGCAGCUGCAAGCAGUUGCCAUCUGAAAUCCAAGAAAUCAUUUGCUCCAUGGUGCUAGGAAAUGAUGCUUCGAAUCCAUUUGCACUAACUGCUAUGCGGGUAUGCAAAACAUGGGCUAGUUUCAUCUGUGAAAGAAUGUACAAACAAUUUCAAUUCAAGAACUACAUUCAGUUUAUUGGAUUCAUCAAUACCAUUGCUCUCAAAAACCCUGUUUUACCAUACAAUCUAUACGUUCGACACAUUGAUCUCACGCCUGUCAACAAAUACGGCGUCGAUAUUCGAGUGCGACGACUGAUCAAACACUGCCCCAAUCUCUCCAGCAUCCAGCUAGGCCAAGCAACCAGUGUCAAGGCAGACACUCUCCAACUCAUGGGUAGAUACUGCCACAAUGUACAGAUCCUCCAGAUGGGAGGUAUGCAGAGUUUCCCAUUCAUGUUUGAAUGUGAUUUCUCUGGCAUGUUGAGUCUUGAAAGCUUGUCUCUCUCUACAACACCUCUGCAAUCUGCCUCUCUGAAUACCAUUCCUCGGUCCAUCAGCCAGCUGCAGAUCUCACAAAUGGAUGCUCUUGAACAUGACGACUUUGCAAGGUUCCUCAAGCACCACCAGCAAUUGGUGUCUCUCUCUGUGCGUCGCUGUAAACAUCUGAACAAGGAUUUCGCUGCAUUGAUUGGCCACUUGCCUAUAUUGGACGUCUUGGAACUAUCAGGACCUGAAAUCGACGACGAAGGAUUAAAGGAAAUGUUUAAUAUACCCACCCAAUUGAAAACAUUAAGACUCUGUCAUACCCAGAUCAGUGAUACGACGUUGGAAGCCAUAGCAGCUGGCUGUUUGGUGGUACAGCAUUUGGAUAUUGCUCAAAAUACAAACGUCACUCAGUACGGCAUCAACUUGUUACUGAGAAAGAAGCAAUUCCAGCAGCUUACCUAUUAG
Messenger RNA from Mucor velutinosus, 1017 nucleotides. RefSeq lists its product as uncharacterized. The record is from RefSeq and is a predicted model, not a curated record. Lineage: Eukaryota; Fungi; Mucoromycota; Mucoromycetes; Mucorales; Mucoraceae. Gene Ontology annotation, cellular component: SCF ubiquitin ligase complex. The transcript has 2 exons. Bases 1 to 1017 code for a protein of 338 amino acids. Gene Ontology annotation, biological process: SCF-dependent proteasomal ubiquitin-dependent protein catabolic process.